Messenger RNA from Prorocentrum cordatum, 1599 nucleotides. The record is from the annotation of a GenBank genome assembly. NCBI's taxonomy places the organism in Eukaryota, Dinophyceae, Prorocentrales, Prorocentraceae.
UAUGACCGGCCCUUGUUCUCGUCCUCGUGCUCCCCCCGUUCGCUUCGCUCCAGCUGCUGUUCCUCCUCGUCCUCCCUCCUCCUGCAGCAUUGAUUGCCAAAUCAGAACACUCAACAGGGUUCUUGUGUUCCUGCAAACUGGACUUCCGAUUUCCUCUUUUUUGCCCAGCACAAUUUAGCGGGAUGGUGGCCGCUUGGAAGGCGGCACGGACCACUUUUCUGGUGAUGGUAUUCACGCCCUCGAUCGAGGCCCUCCUCCAACGCAACGACGCGGGGGCCGCUGCCGUCGCCCAGGGGACCGUCGACGAUAUCGAGGUGGACGUGCCGCACGAUACCGCCACCCUCGAGAGGGAGCUCGCUAAGCUCAACGCCACGGUCGACGCGAAAACUGUCGAGAAGAAGAAGAACAAGCUGGACGUGGGCACCCACACAUCCUCGUACACAUUGCUUGGUGAUGGAGAUUGUCGUUGCUCUGGCGAUGGUCCUGUGGACCGUUACCGUUCAUCGGCUUGGUCCGACUUGGGUUACGAUGUAGCGGACUGUCAGGAUGUCUGCUCCAGCUACUCGUGGUGUCAGGCUUUGCUGUUCGGAAAUGGAAUCGGAGGAUGGUCGGCGGAUAUUUAUGCGGCGCCCAACACUGACAGCAUCCGGCCCGCAAGCAUCACCAACUUUGACAGUGGUCAAGCUUUUCGAGGUUUGGAUUGUGAAGUCACGGAGGUCAAUGAUAUCCAGGGCCAAUGCUAUUUGAAGGUGGCCGCUCCUCCGGCUACGCCCAGCCCGACGCCCGGCCCCACGCCCGGCCCGACGCCCAGUCCCACGCCAGCGCCCACCUCGGCGCCGACAGCCGCGCAGACCACCACCCCUGGCGGGGCUGCUGGGGGUGCUACUGCCGUUGGGGAUCCUCACUUGCAGAAUAUCCAUGGCCAGCGGUUCGACUUGAUGAUGCCCGGCAAGCACGUGUUGGUAAACGUCCCUCGCGAGUCGGACGCCGAGAACGCACUGCUUCGGGUGUCGGCCGUGGCGAGCAGACUGGGCGGAGAGUGCCAAGAUAUCUACUUCACGGAACUGAAUAUCACGGGAUUUUGGGCCUACGCGCAACGGGCGGGGGGGUACCGCUUCCGAGCGCAGCGCGAGCGCAGCGGCAGCGGUAAGUGGUUCGCAGUGGGCAAGGUCUGGCUGAAGGUCGUCAAUGCACACACCGACGCUGGCACCCGGUAUCUGAACCUCUUUGUGAAGCACUUGGGGCGAACAGGGCUUGCUGUCGGAGGUCUGCUGGGUGAUGGUGACCACGCUGGCGUGAGCGAGCUCCCGGCGAGCUGCUUGAAAAGGAUGAGCCUGCAGCGCGUGAGCAGCUCAGUUUCGUCUGCUGCCCCUAUCGCUAUUGCGACCUUUGCGUGACCAAUUUUUCACCGUUCCAGUUUACCAUUUAUUUUGACCGUUUACCGUGACCUUUGCGUCACCAAUAUUUUGACCGAUUGUGCGAGUUGACCACGCGCGCGCACUGCUGCCAUGCGUCUGCCCGUGCUUGUGUUUAUACAUAUAACGGGGGCGAUUCCUGUGUCUGUGACACGCCGUAUCCAACCUUUGCGCAAUGCGGGGC